Molecule: messenger RNA, 1536 nt
Organism: Elaeis guineensis (African oil palm)
Lineage: Eukaryota; Viridiplantae; Streptophyta; Magnoliopsida; Arecales; Arecaceae
Product: aspartic proteinase nepenthesin-1-like
Biological process (GO): proteolysis
Cellular component (GO): extracellular region
Molecular function (GO): aspartic-type endopeptidase activity
Source: RefSeq, a predicted model, not a curated record
AUGACACGGAAGCCACCUAGAAUUCCAGGUCGUUUUACGGUGGCAGUUACUAGAAACAGGCCUGGCUCUACUUCCUACCGUGAUGGCCGGGAUGUCCGGAACAGAAACCACAGCUCCAAACACAUGACUCCUGAAUUCCAGCGUCACCUCCACCAUCCUUCUCUCCUUUUAAAUGCAUGCGAUAAUAGACCAAACACUACUACAGCCUGUUAUCAAUCUCUUUUCGGUAGAAAGGCGUCCAACCAAAUAUUCACCAUGGUGCUACUUUCGUCACAUUCUCCCGCUCUCUCUACUGUCAUUUUACUGCUGUGUCUCCUCCCGAACUCACUGGCAACGACAAGCAUCCGAGUUGAAUUAACCCAUGUCGAUUCCCUGGCCAAUCUGACCACUACUGAACUCCUCAGACGUGCGGUGCAAAGAAGUCAGCAUAGGAUUUCAAGCCUGACAGCCCAAGCAAAACUAGCAGCAAGUUUACCCGCCAACCCAGUCCAUCCCGGCAAUGGUGAAUACCUCGUGGUCCUAUUCAUCGGCACUCCCCCUCAGGAAUUCUUGGCAAUUGUUGACACCGGGAGUGACCUCGUAUGGGCGCAGUGUGAUCCCUGCAUCGAAUGCUACAACCAGCUCAGUGCAAAAUUCAACUCUUCCAUUUCAUCCACCUUCUCCAAGCUCCCAUGCUCCAGUAAGCUUUGCCAAACGCUCCAGUUACAUGGUUGCAACCAAUCCUGUUUGUAUGAAUACUGGUACCUCGACUACUCGUACACCAAAGGCUUCCUUGCUGCUGAAACAUUCUACCUAGGCUACAACCCAGUUCACAACAUUGGAUUCGGGUGCGGCAAGAGUAACGAUGGAGCUGGCUUCUCCCAGGCUGGAGGAAUUCUCGGGCUUGGUCGUGGACCAUUGUCGCUAAUAUCACAGAUGAAUUUGAAGAAAUUCUCUUAUUGCCUCACCUCCUUUGGUAGGCCUGACGGACUCAGCUUGCUCGUGUUUGGUUCUCCACCCAACCUUGAUGGAACUGAGCGACAUACAGCAAUGAUACAGAACCCGUCGAUGCCGAGUUCUUACUAUGUCAACCUGAAGGGAAUAACAGUUGGUGAAACCCUUGUACCAAUAGGUAGUUCCACGUUUGAGCUCAAUGAGGAUGGGACUGGAGGAAUGAUCAUAGAUUCUGGAACCUCCUACACCGCCUUGGAAGAAACCGGCUACGAACUGGUAAAGCAGGCUUUCAGUUCCCAAGUGAAUCUUCCCUCCGUUGAUGGAUCAGAUUUCGGCUUUGAUCUUUGCUUCCAGUUGUCAUCUAACUCAUCUUCCUUCAAAGCUCCAAAACUUGUUUUUCAUUUUGAUGGUGCUGAUCUGGAUUUGCCCCAAGAAAACUACUUCGUAGUGCAGGAUCCAGUCUCUGGUGUGGUGUGUUUAAUGUUGAUGAGUAACACAGGGCUGUCCGUGUUGGGCAACUUCCAGCAGCAGAACAUAUUGGUAGUCUACGAUCUUGAGAGUGAGCAGUUGUUGUUCCGAACGGCUCAAUGCGAUCAGAUGUGA